CACGGUUCACUUAAAUGUUUGUAGGAGCACCCGCUGUUACCUUCUGACACCAGUAACACGAGUGGAAACCGACCAUCUAUAUCUUUGAAUGAUGAAGGGUGUUUGUAAUUAACUUUAUUGAAAAGCAAAAAAAAAAUCCAGGUCCCUGAGUAACGCUCAUCUCUGAACAAUCCAGGCACUUCCGGGUGUCCAGUCACAGUCAUCUGACAGGACGAGUGACCCAUGUCGGAGCAGCAACUCGACUUUCUUUAGCAGAGAGCAGAAGUUAAUCAUGCGUGGCUUGAUUUGUGGACCAAAACUCGCCGCGUGUGGGCUUGUGUUGAGCGCAUGGGGGGUCAUAAUGUUGGCCAUGCUGGGCAUCUUCUACACAACACAUUCAGCGGUACUGAUUGAAGACGUGCCUGUGAUUGACCAUAGCAUCUACCAAGAUGGGAGCCCUGAGAGGAUCUACGCCUUGUACAACAAGGUGGGCUACAACUGCUUCAUAGCAGCCGGUAUCUACAUCCUGUUUGCAGUCUUCUCCGGCUGCCAGCUGAGGCUCAACAAGCAGAAGGCGUACCUGGUGCACUAGCAGCACUUGUUGGACCGAGGAGCGCCCAGGGACGGUAUUUGGAUGCCGUGUGGGGGCAGAUCGGUUCAUUUCAAAUGAGAUUAAUUCUACCUCUGACCACAAGUGCCAAUCUUUUCUCUAAAAAUGUAUGAAACAAAAACUAUAAUAUUUGUUGAUGUCCAGAUUCACAGUGAUUGUUGUUGAAAAUGAAUUUGUCCUGACCAUUAUACUUGCUGUGCUUCAAACUAAUGUUUGUGUGGAAUGUUAGUGAUAAGUUAUUGAUUACUUUUGACGCUUGAAAUUCUGUCCAUCAUUCAUUUCAACCAUUAAAGGUAUGUUCAUCACUGAG
This is a messenger RNA of Pungitius pungitius (ninespine stickleback), 899 nucleotides long. RefSeq names its product ribonuclease, RNase K a (gene rnaseka). Gene Ontology annotation, molecular function: RNA endonuclease activity. Bases 272 to 571 code for a protein of 99 amino acids. Gene Ontology annotation, biological process: nucleic acid metabolic process. The record is from RefSeq and is a predicted model, not a curated record. The transcript has 4 exons. NCBI's taxonomy places the organism in Eukaryota, Metazoa, Chordata, Actinopteri, Perciformes, Gasterosteidae.